ACCACGUUGUUUGGACAUCGAAGUUGCUCAUGUGCCUUGAACUGUUUAACAUUGGUUUUGUACAUCUUUUCUUCAGGAAAAAUGCCGCAAAAACUGAAAUUCACAGAUGGGGAACGGGUUCUAUGUUAUCAUGGUCCUUUGAUGUAUGAAGCAAAGUGCUUGAAAGGAACAAUGAAAGAGAAAAUGCCGAGAUACUUUAUCCAUUAUAAUGGCUGGAAUAAAAACUGGGAUGAAUGGGUGCCAGAAACCAGAGUUCUCAAGUAUUGUGAGGCAAAUCUAUUGAAGCAAAAAGAACUACGGGAGCAAAAUUUGAAAAGUAAGAAAGCAAGAAAAAAAAUUGAAAAAGGAAGUGAUGUGUUGGAGAAGCCUCACAAACGUGAUGGGUCCUCUGACAGUCAAACAAGAAGGAAAAGGUCACGUCUAACUAAUAGCGAAAAUGAUGACAGUUUUCUACCACGUUUAGAUAUUAGGAUAGCAAUCCCACAAGAACUUCAACACUGGCUUGUUGAUGACUGGGAUUUGAUAACAAGACAAAAACAACUAGUUCCUUUACCAAGGAAAAAGACAGUACAUCAUAUUUUGCAGGAUUAUGUCCAGUCUGUGGUUGAUAAUCCUAAUGGUGUUCGUCCUGGUGUGGCUGAAGAAAUGACUCGGGGUAUAAAGGAAUAUUUCAAUGUCAUGCUUGGUACCCAACUUCUGUAUAAAUUUGAACGACCACAGUAUGGUGAUCUUUUGAAUGAUUCACCAAACAAAUCCAUGUGUGAAAUAUAUGGAGUAGAACACCUACUACGCUUAUUUAUUCGACUCGGUAGUGCCUUGUCAUAUUCAAACUUUGAUGAGAAGAGCAUGCAGUUUGUUGUUUCAUGCAUACAAGAUUUCCUAAGCUAUCUUUGUAGAGAAGCUGAUGCAUUAUUUAGUCUAGAUUAUGUGAAUGCAACACCGGAGUAUCAUAGAAGGGCAACAACUUGAUACCAAUCACAGAAGCAACUUGAAAUGAUCUGGUAGUUAUUGUCAAUGUUCAUUUCGUUCAAUAUGCUAUUAUUUAUAUUGUAAUUUUCUACAAAUAAGUGUAAUUUUCCAAGAAGUUAAUAAAGAAGAUUG
Messenger RNA from Dendronephthya gigantea, 1101 nucleotides. RefSeq names its product mortality factor 4-like protein 1. The transcript is spliced from 2 exons. The record is from RefSeq and is a predicted model, not a curated record. Gene Ontology annotation, cellular component: NuA4 histone acetyltransferase complex; nucleus. The coding region runs from base 82 to 969 and encodes 295 amino acids. Lineage: Eukaryota; Metazoa; Cnidaria; Anthozoa; Malacalcyonacea; Nephtheidae. Gene Ontology annotation, biological process: regulation of DNA-templated transcription; chromatin organization.